AUGGCGUCAAAGUUGAAGAAUCGCCAAAGAGCACAUCUUGCUGCGACUGCUGAAAACCCAACAGAACCAUCUAAUCAAACGGAUCGUCGUCCUUCUACAGUGAAAGAGGAAGGCGACGAGUUUCCAGCUGCCCCAAAUAUCGCUGCGAAAAUCGCUCAACGUCGACUUCCUCGUCGAACUCCAACUUCUCAUGUGAAAGGAGUCGGUGGGGAUCUGAUAAGACGACGAUUGAGCAAGACGAAUGACGCGGAGGGGGCUAGUAAAGCACCGAAUAGGUUCACUUAUGGAAGCAGUUUUGAAAACUCGUUUGAUGAGUCUGAAGAGAAGAAGGUUCCAGAAGUGAAACCACCACAGAAGCAGGCAGAAACCACUUGUCAAGAGCAGAAACCAGCAGUCGACUCUGAGAAAAUCCAUUAA
Caenorhabditis briggsae is the source of this 417-nucleotide messenger RNA. The transcript is spliced from 4 exons. Lineage: Eukaryota; Metazoa; Nematoda; Chromadorea; Rhabditida; Rhabditidae. The record is from RefSeq and is a predicted model, not a curated record. Bases 1 to 417 code for a protein of 138 amino acids.